Papaver somniferum (opium poppy) is the source of this 1252-nucleotide messenger RNA. Its product is annotated as esterase AGAP003155-like. The record is from RefSeq and is a predicted model, not a curated record. Lineage: Eukaryota; Viridiplantae; Streptophyta; Magnoliopsida; Ranunculales; Papaveraceae. Bases 10 to 798 code for a protein of 262 amino acids. The transcript is spliced from 5 exons.
UCAAACAUUAUGAUGAGAAUGAUAUUUCCAACCCCUCAUAUUGAUAUCCUCCCACUCCCACCCAGAAAUCAGCUCACCAUUACUUCCAAUUUCAGUAAAGAAAUUGAUAAGUCAAACAAAAAGAAGAUGGAAAAUCACAAGGGAAUCGAAAAAGAAGAAAAGGAAAGAAAACCACCAAGAGUUUUGUGUCUACAUGGGUUUAGAACAAGUGGUGAAAUCUUAAAGAAACAAGUACUCACUAAAUGGCCAGAAUCAGUAGUUAAGAAACUGGAUCUUGUUUUUGUUGAUGCUCCUUUUCCAUGUACAGGAAAAUCUGAUGUUGAAGGGUUUUUUGACCCUCCUUACUACGAAUGGUAUCAAUUUGAAAAAGAAACAACAGAGUAUAGGAAUUUUGAUGAAUGUCUUGAAUAUGUUGAAGAAAUAAUGAUGAAGCAAGGUCCUUUUGAUGGCUUACUUGGUUUCUCUCAAGGUGGAAUUUUAUCUGCAGGUUUGCCAGGUUUGCAAUCUAAGGGAUUAGCAUUGGCGAAGGUUCCGAAGAUAAAGUUUGUGAUAAUAAUAGGAGGGGCAAUGUUCCAAUCACCGGCUAUAGCUGACAAAGCUUAUGGUCCUUCUCCAGUUCAGUGUCCAUCUCUUCAUUUCUUAGGCGAGAAGGACUUUAUGAGGCGGUAUGGGGAGAAAUUGUUGGAAUUGUUUGUGGAUCCUGUUGUCAUACAUCACCCUGAUGGCCAUAUAAUACCAAGUCUUGGUGAGAAGGGUCUGAAGAUGAUGCUUGAGUUCCUUGAGAAGAUUCAUCAGUAGACAAACGAUACACAUCUUCUGUCCAUGAGCAAGAAAUAGGGGAAGAAGAAGCAGUUUACAUGUAGUGGACGGAUCUGGUUAGUAAAUGGUUUAAUUUGAAUCAUUGCAAGUUCAUAGUCUUAGAACAAGUAGCUUUGGGUUUGAAGGGCUUCAUCAAUAUCUUGAAAAGCACAACAGAUUAAAGCCAUUUGAAAGCCUUUUCAGCUCCUCUGAGAUGGAGAAUGUCACUUGCAUUUGGAGCUCUAAUUUCCAUUUUCAUAUUCGCAGUACUAUUAGUAUUAUCCACCCAUUUGAGUUUCAACGGCCAGUUGGUCUACACAGGCCCAAAAAAUUUGGCGACCCAGCUUUAAGCAUUGAUGAGGAAGGAUUUGGAUUUCAGGAUAAUUAAAAAAUAACAUAUUUAUUACCAAGCAAAAAUAAAUAAAAAUAUCACCACACAUGUUCUUAUCUUCAA